Lampris incognitus (smalleye Pacific opah) is the source of this 3441-nucleotide messenger RNA. It is a transcript of the gene csnk1e, whose product is annotated as casein kinase 1, epsilon. The transcript is spliced from 11 exons. Gene Ontology annotation, molecular function: ATP binding; protein serine/threonine kinase activity. NCBI's taxonomy places the organism in Eukaryota, Metazoa, Chordata, Actinopteri, Lampriformes, Lampridae. Gene Ontology annotation, cellular component: nucleus; cytoplasm. Bases 221 to 1465 code for a protein of 414 amino acids. Gene Ontology annotation, biological process: signal transduction; endocytosis; peptidyl-serine phosphorylation. The record is from RefSeq and is a predicted model, not a curated record.
GACCGGGUGGAGAACGGCCAGCCAGUCGCACCGGAGAUUCUCAGGGACUAUCAACAGGGAGCGUAGCCGACGCCAGCGCGGAAGAAUUGGGGUAUGAGAGCCGCCAGCAUCCGCUCCCAUCCUUCGCUGCCCGGAUCCCAGUCUGACUGACAACCACCGGAUCAGUACCUCUAACGAUUCAGCUCUCCGCUAAGCCCGAUAUCGAAAACAAUUUGCAGCCAUGGAGCUGAGAGUGGGGAACAAGUAUCGGCUCGGGCGAAAAAUAGGGAGUGGAUCCUUUGGGGACAUUUACCUUGGUGCCAACAUUGCCACUGGUGAGGAAGUAGCCAUCAAGCUGGAAUGCGUGAAGACCAAACACCCACAAUUGCACAUCGAGAGCAAGUUCUACAAGAUGAUGCAGGGAGGAGUGGGUAUCCCAUCAAUAAAGUGGUGUGGAGCAGAGGGAGACUACAAUGUGAUGGUCAUGGAGCUGUUGGGCCCCAGUUUGGAGGACCUGUUCAACUUUUGCUCACGGAAGUUCAGCCUCAAGACUGUCCUGCUACUGGCAGACCAGAUGAUUAGUCGCAUCGAGUACAUACACUCCAAGAAUUUCAUCCAUCGGGAUGUAAAGCCAGACAACUUUCUGAUGGGGCUGGGCAAAAAGGGUAACCUGGUGUAUAUCAUUGACUUUGGCCUGGCCAAGAAGUACCGUGAUGCUCGCACACACCAACACAUCCCGUACAGGGAGAACAAGAACCUGACUGGCACGGCCCGCUAUGCCUCCAUCAACACACAUCUGGGAAUUGAGCAGUCCAGGCGUGAUGACCUGGAGUCCCUUGGCUAUGUCCUCAUGUACUUCAACCUGGGCUCCUUGCCUUGGCAGGGCCUCAAGGCUGCCACCAAGAGGCAGAAAUAUGAACGCAUCAGCGAGAAGAAAAUGUCAACUCCCAUUGAGGUGCUCUGCAAAGGAUACCCCUCUGAGUUCUCCACCUACCUGAAUUUCUGCCGCUCACUGCGUUUUGACGACAAACCAGACUACUCAUACUUGCGGCAGCUCUUCAGGAAUCUAUUCCACAGACAAGGCUUCUCCUAUGACUACGUCUUCGACUGGAACAUGCUCAAGUUUGGUGCCAGCCGGACGGCCGAGGAUGGUGAACGCGAUAGGAGGACGGGAGAUGACCGGGAUGAACGAGGCCCCAGGGGGUCCGCAGCGCGAGGUUUGCCCCCAGGGCCCAACCCGCCAGCUGCCAACAGAGUCAGGAAUGGACCAGAGCAGGCCAUUUCUAAUCCGGCCUCACGCGUUCAGCAGUCUGGGAACACUUCACCACGUGCAAUAUCCCGUGCAGAGAGGGAGAGGAAGGUGAGCAUGCGGCUCCACCGAGGGGCUCCCGCCAAUGUUUCAUCUUCUGACCUCACAGCCCGGCACGACCAAUCCCGAAUCUCCACGUCACAGGUCAGCAUGCCAUUUGAGCAAAUGGGGAAAUGAAACUCAGGCUCUGCAUGUUAACGAAAUGGACAGGGCUGCUAGGGAUAUUCGUCGCUCCAGUUUUUUUUUUUUUUUAAAUCUUGUUUUAUAAGAAGAUAAUUGCCAAUGGAGCACAGUGGAUCUUUUUAGGCAUGGGCAGAAAAUCCUAAAAAGAAUAAAGGAAGUAUGUGACAGUAUCCUGCAUCCACCUCUUAAUGAUUACAGGACCUUGGUUCACCACCACCAAAAAGCAAGAAUUGAAUGAAUGCCAAUGCAACACCGUUGUCUCCCUUUCAUUAGCAGACCCCCCCCCUCCGAUACCCCAGCCUGUCUGAUGUGAAGAACUGUCGGCAUAAAUUAACCCAAUGACAAGGUUUCUUGGGGCACAACCAUAUUCCUGGUCCAAGAGUCAGCAUCCCAAGUUUAUUUUUGACUUGAUGAACAUCUAGUUCUUUUACACAGCACAAGUCAGUCUCAUACAUUUUAUAAGGAAUACUGUCAUCUGUUCGAUCUGUCUUAGAGUAGUACAGCCUCGGAUGUGAGUUUUCUCCUGUUUAUUUCCUUUUUUUAUGUCUCGUUCACUGAAUCAGUCUUUUGUCAGUUUUGUUUUUAAGUUCUUUGUUUUUAUUGAGAGGAAAAUUACACCUUUUAAAGAAAGGGAUGGAGAGAUGCAGGUCAGUGGUAUUAGGUAGUGGACAACAAGCAUAAGGAUGUGAAGGAAGGAUGAGUAAGUACUUAUUUUAGCUGUUCUGCAGUGGUUUUGGUGAAGCAAAUGGUGUGCUUUACCAAUGUCUUACUGACUCUGACCCUCUGGCAAAACACAGCCAGCCCACCGCCCUCUUUCCAGUUUCCUGUAAUUUCUCGCACUUCUUCAGCAGUCUGCCCUGUCACCACGUUUUACCUGUUUUGGUUCAUUUGUGUUCUAGAGACCAGAACAGACUCAUUUGGUUGAUUACGGCUAAUUUUUAUGAUGGUUCUUAAUGAUUUUUGUUUUCCUUUCCAUUUGUAUGCUUUUGUUAAUGGGGCUGGAUGGGAAUGGGCUGGCUCAGUUAUUAUAGUUGAAUUAGGGAUGGGGCAUGAAAUUUUUUUUUUUUUUUUACUUCACUGUAAAUAUUUUUUUUCCUGCCAGAGUGACAGAUUUCUGUGUAAAGCCAAAUGUGGUUGGUUGUUUUAAGGUGUAAAGUAGAAAAAUACAUAUGUAAACCAGGGCUGGGUUCGGAAUUUCAGACAUUAUUAAAAGUACUAAAUUGUGGAAUGGGCUUUUAGAUAUUGUUACACUGCCACCUGGGUCUCAAUUAGAUGUGUUUGUGUGUAUCAGAAAUGAACAGGAUCCCCUGCUAGCUAAUAAUACAGGAUUCAUUGUGUCUUUAUGUUAAUAGUUUUGUAUUUGUACGCCUUCCCGUUAUUUAUUUUCAACUCUGUUGUGUUUUGUCUGCAGUCUUCACCAGUUUUCUGUUAUGUUUUUCUUUGUCCUUCUUGGUUAGCUUGCCUGUAACUUGAUCGAAGCAGCAAAUUCAUCCCUUGAAUGUUUAAAAUGUCUGUCAUUUUGCUUUUCUGCUUUUCCUUUAUUUUAAAGAUUUGUCAAUACUAGCCACCUUGUAAAAGAUAGGGCUUACUAUAUCCCUUCUGGAAAACAUGGGAUGCUCAGUUUUUGAUGUCACCACCAGAGUUUUCUCUUAAAACUAGAGGGCUCUGUAUUUCAACUUCCAGCAACUUCGAUGAUGUCAUUGAGAAAGAAAACUGAUGCAGUUGCGGGGAUAUGAAAACAGAUAAGACCUGAGUGCUUAAUUUUUUGGGGGGGGGGGUGUCAGCAUAACCCAGUGGCAAUGUAACUGUUUGGGAUGGGGAGGGCAAUUAGAAAUGGUAGGGAUAAUGGGGAAUUCAUUUUAUGUAUUGUGUACUGAUCUCUUGUACAGUUCUUUAACACACUUUAACUUUAUUUACAACAGUAUUUGUGUAUAUUUUAUGAAGUAAUAAAAAUGAAUAAAAAAAAGUUC